ACGCCCGUAAUGCCACGGCGCUAGCAUUAGCGAACUAGCCAAACAGAUAACAAAAACGAAUUGGUACAUUUUACCGUUUGUGCUAUUGUUUCCUUUUAUGUCCAACCAGACCCUCAGUCACCGUCAGACGGCGGCGUAAUCGUCUCCGCAGGCGAAUUUUGCUUGCGCAACUUAAAAUCGACGUACUAAGUCACGGUUAUGGCUGCUGUCAAUAUAAACAGCCAUUUCUUUUCUUUUUUUUCGUUCAGCAUCUGAGCCUGAUAUAGCCCCUUCUCAUCCGCUACGUAAGGAAAGCUGCGACCGUUGUGCGUAUGAAGUGUCCAUCAUCCCACACUUCGUUUUUUUCCCCUCAACGAGUGCAUCAUCCGGGAACUCAAAGUGGCCUACACUUUGUUUUUUGGGGUGUGAACACACUGAAUCGCACUAUUUAUACUACAAAAUGGCGUAGAAUGUUACACAAGUGUGCGAUUUGGGAUGCACUACCAGACUAUGACGCAAGGUUUUGCCUAUAGCCUGAAAGAUGUAUAUACUGUUUCGCAUUUUUCAGUGUAUAGUGUCCUUAUUUUUCACUUUUGUAGUGUCCUGUUGUUGGUGGACCUACAUUUACCUCAGCCUUGUGUGUAAGGAUAUAGCUAAAGCAAUGUGAUCUCUCUCUCUCUCUCUCUCUCUCACACACACACACACACACACACACUGAAAUAUUACUGUAUGUUUACAACAUGGUGUCUCCGUGCUAAUAUUCUCUCUAAACUCCAGAAACAGUGAUGUGAUUUUUGGAAUAAUAGGCCCCCCCCCCCAAGUUUAAUUUGCCCAGUGUGUGUGUGUGUGUGUGUGUGUGUGUGUGUGUGUGUGUGUGUGAAAAAGAGAGCGAGAGAGAAAGACGCUAGCUCAACAGCUAAAAAUGGCGCCUGAAGCAGUAAAGCCUUUUACAAGUGUAUCAAAAUAACAAAUCGAGACGUUGCUCAUAAAAUAUAAGUCACUGGAAAAAAAAAUAAAAAUAAAAAAUAAAAAAAUUUACGGACAGCCGAAGUUCUACAAGCUACCAUCUGUAUCUUAACAUAAUUAAAUAUAGCCUAAAAUAUUAAUUACAGACUAAACAUGAAGGCGAACAUUAAGACUAAUUAACCUCUAAGUGUUGUGUAAAUAUGAUUAGGCUAAUCAGCGCUAAUGAGGUACAGUAGGCUAGCUAAAUGAAACAAUCUGUCAUGCCCUCUUUUUCUCUUUUAAGCUAUCUAUCUAUCUAUCUAUCUAUCUAUCUAUCUAUCUAUCUAAUGUAUAAUUAGCUAAUAAAAUGCGCGAGUGCGUGUGUCAGGUUUGAACAGUUAGUUUUGUUUGGGCAAUUUCAACUCUUUUAAAUGCAUUUUUAGGACAAAACAAAAACCCUAGAUGUUUUGUUAGACAGUUACAGAAAAAAAACAUGUUUUUAUAUAACAAAACGGUUUUAUACAGGCUGAAAAAAAAAAAAAACACCCGCGCAUUUAUGUCUGAAAAAAAAUGUGUUUUUUUUUUUUUCGGCUUAAAGGGUCAAAAAUGAACUAAUGCGUCUCUUCUUAAACUCUAAUAUAUCUGUAUGAUUAAAAGCAAACGGUGUGCUCAACAGUGUGUGUGUGUGUGUGUGUGUGUGUGUGUGCGUCUACUUUUUUUAUUAUUAUUAUUAUUCUUUCUAGAGCUUUCAGUGUUUCUAAGCUUUUUAUUUGUAAGCCUACGUUUUGUUCAUUUUAAUAAUAAUAAAAAAAAUUAAUCUGCCUUAAUGAGGUUAAAGAGAAUAAAACCCUAAACUAAUGAACGUUUUAUUAUUUACUCUGUUGGGUAAAUAUGAAAGAUGGAACAACUUCAGACUAGUUUAUUGCCAUAUACGGCCUUCCUUUUUAUUUAUUUAUUAAUUCUUUUAAAAAAAAAAACCCAACUUUUUAUGUUUUUAUGAUUGGAUUUUUGUGUCUCAAAUUUUCUCUCAUAACAACAAACAAACAAACAAAUAAACAAAACAAAAAAAAAAAACCGCGGUGAGGUGUUUAUUCAUGAAUCUGUUGGAAAUCCCAGGCUCAAUAGACAGGCCUAACUGUAUUAGUGUAUUAUGGUUUUGUUUUAGUGUGGAGUUAGAACUAUCUUGCAGUUAUUUCUGGCCUGUUGGUGGAAUUUUACAUUUAAUCUACUGUAUUUUUCAUCACUUUUACUAUAAUAAAAAAUAAAAACAUAGCUUCAUGUUUAAAUUCUGUCUUAAAACGUGGCUUUGGAUACAGUCUAAUCUCGCAGGCGAAUAUAAAUCUCCAUGUACAGACCUAUAGGCUGGUGUUUGUAUGGCUUUUUGUGUUUAUGAAUGUUUAAGGGGAUAAAUAUGUGUUUAUUGUUAUAAAUAUAAUAUGAAGGCAACUGGAUUGGAGUCCGCGCGCUGUGUUAGACUUGGCCGAGCGCGUGCUGGGGAAAGGGUUCACGCUCGUGCGGGUCGCCUCGCGCUUCACUGAGCCGUUGUUCUGUUCUACGAGUUUAAAUUUCUUGUCUCUAAAACAGCAAAAACAAACCAACAAACAAAUAGAUAUAUAUAUAUUUUUUUCUUUCCAGUGACCCGUGUAGGCCAAGUAGGUGUUUUUUCACUUCUAGUCACUCCUCAUGCAGAGGUUUUUGUGUCGCUCUGGCUGUGUGUGUGUGUGUGUGUGUGUGUGAGAGAGAGAGAGAGAGAGAGAGAGUGUGUUAGCCAGUUAGCUUCUGAGGUAACGGACAAAAAUACUGGCGGUGAUUCAACUGUUUGUUUGUUUGUUUGUUUGUUUGUUUUAUUAUUAUUUAUUUUAUUAGCGAACCAUUUCAGUAAUUUAUGUAAUAUAAAUAUUCUAUUUUAUUUCAGGACAUCUUUAUUGGGUACACACAUUCACACAUCCUUAAUGUGCUCGGUUAUACAGGCCUUCACAAACUGACCGUUAUUAUUAUUAUUAUUAUUAUUAUUAUUAUUAUUAUUAUUUAAAUAAAUGAAUAAAUAACGGUCAAAACGGCUGAAUUGGUGUUAAAUACACUAACAUUAAUCAAAACUAGUCAGCACAAAAAGGUUUAUAAACUGUGAUAAAUGUCUUUAAUAUUCAGGUUUAACAUACAUUUUAAUGUUUUUUUUUGUUUAAAAACAAAACAAAAACAAUAGAAACCCUCAUAGAAUUUGUAAUGGUUAUAAUGGGAAUUGUAUUGGUUUUAAUGGAAACUGUAAUGGUCCCUGUGGGUCUCUGCUGGUUAUUUGUUGCCGUCUAUUCGAGGCAUGUUAUGUCUAGUGGAUACCGUUAAGGACCAGUAAUGGUAAUGAGUUUAAUGGUUAGCUGAUGGUUUGUAAUGGUAUUUGUAAUGGAAACCUUUGUUUUUUUGUUUUGUUUUGUUUUGGUUUUUUUUCAGCAGGGGAGGACCAACUAAAUAUAGACUAAUAACUAAUAUAUUUGUUGUGGGCCUGAUUACUUUAGACAAGAGUCCAUGGACUCUCUGGUCAGUCAAUGCUGGCCGAAACCAAGAAGAAGCAAAAUAUUAUCUACAGGAGCAAUUUUAUUGACGUUUUAUUUUUGAUGACCGUUUGAAAUUUUCGAAUUACCUGACGUAUUGAUUUGCUUCGAAUUGGAGGCUCGCACCAUUACUAUGUCUGACAGAAGAACACUGAAGAAGUCUUGAAUUGUAUUUCUUCUUGUUGUUGUUUUGUUGUUGUUGAUUUUUUUGUUGUUGUUGUUGUUGUUUGUUGUAUUUUUGUAGUUAAAAUACAGGAUUUAACGAUAACGACUUAGGAUUUGGGAAUCCGUAGUAGUGAAGACUGUAGAGUCCCAGUCUUCAACAAACCACCACCAUCAUCAUGAUUCAUUUACAUUUCUGGUACGAAAAACCACACACAUAAACACACACACACACACACACACGUACGUUAAUGCCACACCUACAACUACACCUAGAAGUCUAACUCCAACCUUAUCCCCAGUAAUCAAAAGGAAAUCUUGUAAUCCUAAUGGUGACCAGCCAAACGUUACAACAAAGACAAAACUAUCAGAUGUUCCUGUUCUUGUGCGGACAUUUAGUCUCCACCAAAAUCUAGACACACACACACACACACACACACUCAGGGAGCCGUCUGUACCGACUCUUUCUAAUUUCCGCAUUGCGUUUUGUGUCUCUAAAGAGGCCACUGUAGCGGUGCUCUGUAGUGGAGUGGAGAUAACACGGGCUUCAUGAAUAUACUCUGACGAUACGGCAAAUAAAUAUAUCAUAUACUCGAAGACAUUUCCAAAAUGGACCAGGAUUUAAAUGCUGUUAAGGAAUGGGUCAUUAUGUUACACUAUUAAGCUUAGGAUUUGCUGCACUUAGUGUAAUAUAAUGAUUUAAAUGUGAAUUGUGGUCAGUAUACAGUAUACGACAUGAACACGUACUUCAAAGUCGAUGUUCCUUAUCGGUAGUUGUUUAUAUUAACGUUUAAAAAUCCUUCCAUCUCUGCUAUAACAGUACAGAAAAGUGUACUGUGUUAUAUCAUAUCACAGUAUCGGUCGCCUGAUCUUAUCAUUUUCACCCCCCCCCCCCCCGCCCAAGAGGAUUUUUAGGUACAACUUAAGUCAUGUGAACUGUUCUGAAAGGUAACGUGGAUAUCGUCGUAUGCAAAUACAAAUACAUUUAAAAAAAAAAAAAAAAUACAAAUAUUAUUCUUUGCAUACACUCUCUCUUAGAUCUUCCAGUUGACAAAAUGGAGCUUAAACGUGGCCACGCUAAAAAAUGUAAAUUUCACUGAAGAUGAAUUAGUGUAGAAUUAGCUUUCUGAUGAUUGUGAUGAACUUGUUGGUCUUUUGUUGUUUUUUUUUUUGUUUUUUUUUUUUACGCCAAGACGCGAUACGGUGGCACCCUGAGAUCACGGCAUAUGCCGCUUAAACUCGUCGUGGGGGAGAUUUAGCUCCAGAUUUAGAUUAGAUCUCCCAAUUUGAGUCUUAUGGUAGCAAUUUGUGCGGUUCUGUAAAGCGGAUUAUCAGGUCACUGAUGAACGAGGUCACCGCGAGAAAAUAAAUAAAUAAACUGGCCAGUGGAAGUUUUGCGGCUAGAAAAAUUAAAGACGUAAACCGAAAUGAGUACACUGAAAAAGCUGGAUCUCGAGAAUGCAUUUCCGUAGCUUAGUGUUAUCAUGGCAUUAUGUACAAAACUUCGCCUUAAACUACUCAUAGCUGCAACUUGUUUUGUACUUCUAGUCGUGGGAGCUACAGAGGACGUGGCCAAAUUUGUAUUUGGACCUUAAACACUACUUUUCUAUGACAUAUGGAACAAAAACAUACCUGUACAGUGUUUCUGUGCACAAUUAAUGAUUUGUCCGGUAAAUACCAUAUCCGUCGUCCAGACCCGCGUGUGUGUAUUUGUUGCGCGUGGAGUGUGUGUGAACGUGGUGGUGUUGGUGAGGAGUAUUUGUCUGUGUGUCUCCCUGCUUCUUUGUUUGUGUGGUGGGUCUGAAGGCAGCUGCUGGUUUGGAGGGUCUGUAGGGAUUUCAGCCCUGUGUGUUCACACACUGUUCCCAUGCCAAGGCUUGCAGAGAGAGAGAGAGAGAGAGAGAGAGAGAGAGAAUGGAGGGGGAUUGAGGAAGGGAUGGAGAAAGGGAGCGAUAUGGAGAUGGAUGAACCGGUUAGAGAGAAGUAGACUGGGAUAGAAGGAUAAGAAAGAGGAGUGGGUGAGUUUUGGGAGAGCGAUGAUGAUGAUGAUGGUGGUGGUGGUGGUGGUGGUGAUGGACAGCGUGUUCGGUGACGGAUAUGGAUAUAAGGAACAAGAGGGCAGGGUUAGAAUACAGCCAAGGCGUCCGAUUGGUCCGUGUGAAAUUAAUGAUCUCUGGAUUCAGAACUUGUUAAUUUGGCAAAAGUGAAGCGCCGUCCCACUGACUGAUUCGCAUACUCUGCUCGUUUCCUCUCUCUCUGUCGCUUUCUAUCUCUCCCUCCCUCCAUCUCUCUCUCUCUCUCUCUCUCGCUCGCUCGCUCACCCUCUCCCCCUCUCUCCCACCCAUUCAGGCCUCGAAGCGUGCGUAUUGGUUGAGCAUAUUGGGAGACUCUGUGCCAAAUAGGUGGGUUCAGCCCGGUGCUGGCACACUUUUGGGGCGAUGGUUAGGCAAAGAACGUAGGGAGAGAGAGAGAGCGAGUCGGAGAGAAAAAAAAAAAAAAAAGGGGAGAAAGGAAAGCAUCGGUCGGGUUUGCCAGCGCUCUCUCUCGCACGCUCUUCCAACAGAGAUUCGGUCCUCUGUUGUGGGUUUUUUUUCCUGCUCUUCAUUCGCUUUCUCGCUACCCCCCUCCUUGCUCGCUGUCGUCCUCUCUUUCCACUCUCUGUCUCUCUCUCUCUCUCUCUAUCCUUGAAUACAGAGCAUAUAGAUCUGAACAGACGUCACUUGCCACUUUGCCAAACGAUUUUUCUUAUCUAACACUUUUUUAAUGAUUAUAUUCAUCACUCCACUUUUUCUUUUUUUUUUUUUGAACGCAGUCUUUUUUGUGGCUGAGCUAGCAACAUAUAAAAACAUUUCUCAACUUUUUUUUUCAUGCUUUCCUUUCGCAGUUUGGCAUAUUAAAAUUUUUGGCUCUUACCCUCCUCUAACACAUUCACUCGAGGCAAAUUUAGCUUGGCUUUUUUUCUUUUUUUUUUUUCUUCCCUCAACUCCUUCUUCUCUCUUAUUGUCAUUUUAUUAUUUCUUUUAAGGAAAAUGACAUUUAUUUCUCCGGGUAGCGAGAAUUAGGACGUGCGCUAUUGACUAAAGCAAGGAGAGGACCUGCUCUGCAUUUUCUGUUUGUUUGUUUAUUUGUUUGUUUGUUUAUCCUGAAGUUUAUGAUGAAAGUGCAAAAUGGAUGAGUUCCACCCGUUCAUCGAGGCGCUCCUGCCGCACGUGCGCGCCUUCUCCUACACCUGGUUCAACUUGCAGGCACGCAAGCGCAAGUACUUCAAGAAGCACGAGAAGCGCAUGUCCAAGGACGAGGAGCGCGCCGUGAAGGACGAGCUGCUGGGCGAGAAGCCCGAGAUCAAGCAGAAGUGGGCAUCGCGCCUCCUCGCCAAGCUGCGCAAGGACAUCCGGCCCGAGUUCCGCGAAGACUUUGUGCUCAGCGUGACGGGCAAGAAGGCGCCGUGCUGCGUGCUCUCCAACCCCGACCAGAAAGGCAAGAUGAGGCGAAUCGACUGCCUGAGGCAGGCCGACAAGGUGUGGAGGCUCGACCUGGUCAUGGUGAUCCUGUUUAAAGGCAGCCCGCUGGAGAGCACAGACGGAGAGCGGCUCGUCAAGUCGCCGCAGUGCUCCAACCACACCCUGUGCGUGCAGCCGCACCACAUCGGCGUCUCGGUCAAAGAGCUCGACCUCUACCUGGCCUACUUCGUCCACUCGCCAGAAUCAGGACAAUCAGACAGUUCCAGCCAACAGGCAGACUCGGACAUCAAACCCCCACCAAACGGGCAUUUGAGCUUCCAGGACUGCUUCGUCACAUCGGGGGUUUGGAACGCAGCCGAGCUCGUACGAGUUUCACAGACUCCCGUUGCCUCGGCCUCGGGUCCUAACUUUUCAUUGGCCGACCUGGAAAACCCCGGCUACUACAACAUCAACCAAGUAACGCUGGGCCGACGCUCGCUGACAUCACCGCCGUCUACUAGGACCGAGGUGGAGUUGUACGCGAGUCUUCCUCGGAGCUCCACUAAGCGUAAGUCUAUAGAUGACAGUGAGAUGGACAGCCCAGUGGACGAUGUGUUCUACCCCACGCGCUCCCCUGCUGGAACCAGCUCACAGUCCAGUGGCUGGCCCAAUGAUGUGGAUGCAGUGCAGCACCACUUGGCCAGCGUUCAGGAGAGGAAGAUAAAGCAUGAAAACGAUGGCGUGCAGUUCCCGUACCAUGGGCUGUCGUCUCCCGGGUCUCUAAAGAAGCCGUCGGGGAAAUUCGAUUUCGGCGCCCUGUCGGCUCAGACGAGGUCCCCCCGCAUGGCCUUCACACACCACCCACUGCCCAUGCUGGCGGGAGUGAGACCAGGAAGUCCCCGUGCCUCAGCCUCCGCUCUUCAUUUCCCGUCUCCCUCCAUCAUCCAGCAGUCCAGCCCGUACUUCACCCACCCCACCAUCCGCUACCACCAUCACCAGGAUCCGCUCAAGGAGUUUGUCCAGUUCGUCUGUUCCGACGGCACGACCCAGCCCGGUGCUCAGCCUAACGGGAGCGGUCAGAGCAAAAUGGCCAGCUCUUUCCUGUUUCCUCCGCCUCCUCCGGUGGCACGGCCGGUGCCGCUCCCCAUGCCCGACCCCAAACCCAGCCACACACACCCCGACGGGGGACUCGGCUCACCCGCAUCGCCCUCAUACUCCUCGCCAAGCUCCACAGCUCCCAACAGGUUUGUCGGCAUCGGAGCACGGGACAACUUUCUAAACAUCCCACAGCAGACACAGUCUUGGUUUCUUUGACAAGAUCCAACUGACACACACAGAUCCGAAGUCUGUAGCUGAAACGUGAAACACAAAGCUAGGUAUGGACCGCUAUUAGCUAAUCACUCACAAACCCCCUCGUCCCUGACCGAGUCAGACCUGCAAGCACCCCGAAACCUUCACCAUGAGCCCUCGAACCAGGAAUCUGGACAACGUCCAUAUGAGUCUUCAAAAACUGCAUGAUUCUGCAAAUCUGAAACUGGAAAGAGGAAGAAAAAAAAAAAAUUUGGAAACCAGGAAAACAGCAACACAAAAAGCACGAGUGGGAAACAGAUCUGAUUCCAUUCUGAAUGAAGAAGAAGUUUCAUUAUAAGAAGCACUGAUGACCUGAGUAUUGACCAAUCUUUUCAUCCUUUAGUUUUUAUUCGUUUUUACAUCGUCCACCAAUCAUACAGCGGGGCCAAACCAUUCUGCUUUCAGUCCAUCACAGGUUGUUGAAAUGAAACAAUUUAUUUUUUCAGAUAUUUUACCUUCAGUGAAAACGAAGCAAAGGGUGAAACCCGGAUGGGGUCAUCCACAUGCUCUAUAUCAAGCUGCACCUGAUCCUCAAGCCUGUCUCAAGCAUCUGAUUGGACAAGAACUACAAACGGCUCCCCGGCACACCGCGCUUUAGGUUGGUCCAUCCUGAUGACUGACAUUCUUAAAUCAUGGGUGUGUCCCAAACACUAGAAUGCUAAUCGCACUUAGCAGUAGAGCAGAAUUUCAAUACUGAAAAAGCACAGAAAACCUGUUCGCUCGUGUUCAUGAACAGGAAAUGGUAGCUUUAGCUACAUACAGCUAGAGUUAGAGCUGUGUCACGCAACUCCCAUUCUGUCUUUCGUAAUCUCGCCAUUCGGACUUUCUUUUCUCACAAACGCGAGUUCAUAUCGUACAAUUUUGACUCGGGAAACUGUGAGAAAAAAUGUCCGAAGUGCAAGAUAUAAACCCCAAAAUUGAGACAAGUCGCAAUUGUGAGAUAUAAAAUCACAAUUACCUUUUUCAUUUUUUUCCCUCCGUGGCGGAAACAGGCUUCCAUACCAAACUGCUGCUCACGCUAUGUGACAUUUAACUCGCUCGGAGGAAAACGCUAUCCUCCCUCUUCUACAUACAUGAGCUCGCAAGAUGCGUACAAUUGGCUAGCGUCUCUGACUGACAGCAGAGAGAGAAAUAGCAUAGCAUAGCACCUGUCUCACCCAGAGAGACACUACGGCCAAUUUUACUCUCUUAACCCCAGGCCACGGAUGGCUGUCACGUCGCUGUCGAGAUCUCGCCCUUCGAGAGCGAGACGGACAUUUCUUUUAAUCGUGUAGCCACCCAUUUUCUGCGAAUAAACACAACGAACAGGGAAAAGCAGACUGAUUUCAUGUUGCAUCAGUUCGGCGUCUUGCUGUCAGGCUAGACCAUUCCAGGCGUGGUCAGAGUUAAACUGACCCGCUACUUGACACGGGAACGAGAACAAAACCCGACCACUAAUUAGCAUCAGAACUAGCGAGCGAUCGGGAUACAACAGUACAAAAAUACGACAUCCUCCUCUCUGCCGACGCUUCUAUUUGUACGCUACCGCAAAGUAUGUCCUUUCAGGUUUUUCAGGCGACCGUGACGGAACAGCUCUCCGCUAGCGUUCGGGACACACCCACACGUUAGCAGCGCAGGGGGGAAAAAACGACACAUUUCGACACGAAACGGGAUAAGGCAUGCUUGGGGAGGUUGUAGCCCACGACAUACAGUACAACAAACCUCGACACGUUCGACAUCAUCAGCUAAUUACACUAAUAAACAUGGUUUUUGUUAGCAAUAAACCGAAGACUGAGACGCAUUAUCGAAAAUGGUGUUGUAAAGCCUUUAUAAAUGCACAAAUUCAGCUUUAAUGACCAACCAUCGUGCGUAAAAAAAAAAAAAAGGAAAAAAAAAAAGGAAAAAAUAGUUUGCACCACUUCCAGCAGUAACUGUUUCUCUGUGGAUACUUCAAUUUCAGUGCAACCACAUGAACACCAGUAGAAAUCUUCAGAAAAAAGCCUUUUCUCUCUCUCUCUCUCUCUCUCUCUCUCUCUCUCUCUCUCUCUCUCUGCUGAAAGUGGGUUUUGUUUUGGUUUGCAGUAGUUUGUUAUUAACCGGUUUUCAUUUUGUGUCAUCUGGGUUUUUUUUUUUUCUUCUUUUCUUUUACAGAAUUAACCGCAUGAGAGUUUAGCGUCUUUCAGGUUUGCUUUUUUCCAGAGUAGUAACAGUAUCGUGUACGAUUUCUACAGUGACACUCGUGAAUUCUCAAUGACUUUUUCCGGCUCCGUCAUCAACGCUGCGUCCUUCCCUACGGCACCGUCAGCGCUCGCUUCCUGUCAGGAGCGGCUUUCGUAAUACAGUCCCUCGAGGAAUUCGCCAUCUCGCGAUCGCAGGAGUGAACGCCAAGUCGAGCGGCGCGAUAUCCUUCGGAGCUUGCGGUUUUUCAAAUUUCAAAUCCAGCAUUCAGCCGAAGCCCUCUUCUGUUCACGUGGCGUCGAACACGAGUACAGCUAACAGGUCUCGUUUACCAACAAACAUCGCCGCGAAACAAUUCCGUGCGAUUGCGCUAAAAAAAGCACAAAAAAUGCGCAAAUAGUAGCGCGCGUUUUUUUUUAAAGAUCCGACGCAAAAUCAAGCAAUUUUUGCUGCAACAAUCACGAAAAAAAGCCUCCCGUAUGGCGAAAUCCUGUACGGACUGAUAAUACCGACAUCACGUCAUCACAUGCAUGCUUUACUUUAUUGUUUUCUUUCUUCUCUGCACUACAGUAUAGACGGAUUUGGUCAAGGCCGUCGUUACGCACGCACACACUGUCCGUUGCACUAUGUUAUUCGGAAAACGCCCUUUCGUCCAACGUUUCACGAUUUCCGUUCCUUUUCCUCAAUGUGAAUAAAAGAACAAACCCGCCAACAGCGUUACACUGUGCACAUCUGCAUCCCGCUGACAUCACAAAAUAACUGGACUGCCCGGCUGUCAGUCACACAUCAGAGAAUUCUCCUUCCCGUUAGCCCCGCCCCCUCCCUGACGAUUCCAAUCCGCGCAGCAAAGUGCCUCCCUUUUCUUUUUUUUUUUUUUUCUUUCCUUUAUGCAACCUGCCAUUGAAUUCAGGGUCGUGUAUAAGCUACAGAAUUAAUGUACAAUAUGUUAUGUAUCAUGGCUUAGCAAGCGCCAGAAGACUGGAAACAGCGCCUUUAUAAAUAUAUAUUAUCCAGACAUUAAAGAUCAUACUCGUACGUGCUGUGUAUAUAUAUGGAAAUAUGUAUAGUAGCUCUUCUUUGGAAUACGGCAGUCUAGUUAUUUUUUGACCUUUCACCCCAGUCAGUUGUCUUCCAAAACAAAAAACGAACCAGUCCUCACAACCCAUGAAAUAAUAUCGCCGUAUGACCAAACGUCGUUCGUACACGGUACAAGACUCAUUAAAAAUAGCAACGUUAAGUAUUUAAAAGGGGAAAAGAGAGCGAGGUGUUUGAGGGCCGAGGGUACAAACCUGUGAGUCUGUACGAGAAUUUGAACAUUUUUGGGUUUUUUUUUUUAAAAGUCCUCUCGUCCUGGACUCUAAACUCAAGGGCCAUGAACAGUAUCCCAAUCUUUAUGAAAUUUUGGGUGUUUCUUUUCCCCGUUUAUUUACCUUUAUCUUUUUAUUUUUUAAUGUUAUUUUUGUAAUAUUUUUCUGUUUAAACUAUUAGGAAGGGUGGAAUGAACAAUUUUACAAAACAGUGUAUUACACUAUAGUACGAUCCUUGUGCUUGAGGAUCGCGUGGGUUCACUCUAUUACAAAGAAUAAUAUACUUUCUCUUCCGAUGCGUUUUAGAGAACGCGUCGCUUCUCUUCUUUGGUGUGCUCGCUGGGGUCGGGGUUUCGUUCUUCUCCAGUUUGUGAAAAAAGGCAUUUUAUUUCAACCUUUAAGAACACCGUAUUUAAUUCUGCGUAUCGACCGUACGUCUCGAUGCACAGAGAGCCGGUUCUGUCCGGCUCUUUCGUUUUUUUUUUUUUUUAAACCCCCGUUUUGUUUAGGUUUUUUUUUUUUUUUUCAAUUUCGUCACGGAUCGACUCGUCGACUGUAAAUUAAGGAGCUGCGUAAUUAAUCAGCAAAAGUGUUUUUUCGCCUUUGUGAUGAUUUGAAAGAUGUUGUAUUGAGUAUUUGUAGAAGUUCUUGUAGUUUUUAGACAAUGUGAACACGGGUUCCUGGAGGACAAGGAACGUUCCAGAGAAUGCGGAAGAAUGAAACUUAGAUGGGCGUCAUCCCAAACCUAAACCCCCCAACUCCCCCACCCCCUUACCCCUACCCCUACCCCUACCCCAAAGCCUCUCUCUCUCUCUCUCUCCUCCCCCACCCCCACCCAAAAUGUAAAUGCCCCCUUCCUAGUGCUUGUGAUUAGUGUAGUGUAGUACUAAGCCAGCAUUUAAAGGUUGUUCCCUUCAAAAGUGCCUUUUGUUCACAGAGUCCAUCUUGUAAAACAUGAUUCUUAAAAAAAAAAACACAAAAAAAAACAAGGACAAAAAAGUUUUUCGCCCCAUC
Messenger RNA from Ictalurus furcatus (blue catfish), 12900 nucleotides. It is a transcript of the gene nfixa, whose product is annotated as nuclear factor I/Xa. Gene Ontology annotation, molecular function: RNA polymerase II cis-regulatory region sequence-specific DNA binding; DNA-binding transcription factor activity, RNA polymerase II-specific. The record is from RefSeq and is a predicted model, not a curated record. The transcript has 13 exons. Bases 6800 to 8386 code for a protein of 528 amino acids. Lineage: Eukaryota; Metazoa; Chordata; Actinopteri; Siluriformes; Ictaluridae. Gene Ontology annotation, biological process: regulation of transcription by RNA polymerase II. Gene Ontology annotation, cellular component: nucleus.